Bombus pascuorum is the source of this 2108-nucleotide messenger RNA. RefSeq names its product syntaxin-7 (gene Syx7). Gene Ontology annotation, biological process: vesicle fusion; intracellular protein transport; vesicle-mediated transport. NCBI's taxonomy places the organism in Eukaryota, Metazoa, Arthropoda, Insecta, Hymenoptera, Apidae. Gene Ontology annotation, molecular function: SNAP receptor activity; SNARE binding. Gene Ontology annotation, cellular component: synaptic vesicle; endomembrane system; SNARE complex. The transcript has 6 exons. The record is from RefSeq and is a predicted model, not a curated record. Bases 555 to 1370 code for a protein of 271 amino acids.
GUGACACUGACGACUAUAUUCAUUCAGACUUGGCUUAGAGUUUAUCGAUUUACUCGAAGUUUUAGAGCUUCGCAUAGUGAACUUGGUUUAUUUCGAGCAACAACAAAAAGGUCGAUGCGUGUGAUGUCUUUUCUCUAGAGAAAUCGUUAAUUUUUCGAUGGUAACCGUAUGAGUCAUCUUGAAAACAGAUCAUACUUGCUGGUCAUUUUGUUGACAACAGUGGAAUAAGAUAGACAGAUAACAACUCUUUACCAUUUUUAACGUUUGAACUGUCAUCGUGUCGUCUGUGAUUUUCCACAAAACCUGGAGUUCUCUGAUUCACGCGCCGAGAAACUGGACAGGAGAAUAAGUAAUCGUAAUCUUUUUUAUCCCGAAGAAUAUUACCUUCAAAUCGAAUCCUGUGUGCCUUUAGAGUAAAUUACGAAAGUGAUUUUUUAUUGUGAUUAUCUUAAUGCGUUAAUCAAUGAGAGUAUAACCUCUAAGAAGGAGAUUACUGCUACACAUAAAGAAUAAUUGAAGAGUGCUUGUAGAAAACGUUUAACAUAAAAGUCAACAUGGAUAUUGGCUUUUCGUCAUACCACAAUGGUGGACCCGCAAGGGAACAAGAUUUUGGCAGAUUAUCACAAACAAUUGGAACGUCAAUUUUGAAGAUAUCUCAAAAUGUAUCUUCCAUGCAAAAGAUGGUUAAUCAAUUGGGUAGCUCUACAGAUUCUCAAGAGCUACGGAAUCAAUUGCAUCAAAUACAACAUUAUACACAACAGCUGGCAAAAGAUACUAGUGUGCAUCUUAGAGACUUGGCUAUACUGGCUAAUAAUUCAGGAUCUACCAGUCCUGGUGAACAGAGACAGCGUAAAAUGCAAAGGGAACGUUUGCAAGAUGAAUUUACAAGUGCAUUAAAUUCUUUUCAAGCAGUGCAAAGGCUUGCAGCCUCUAAAGAGAAGGAAAUGGUUAGAAAAGCAAAAGCAAGUGCAGGUAUUACUCCAUUUGGAGAGAAGAAACAAGAGACAUUAAUAGAGUUACAAGAUAGCAGAACUCAGAAACAAAUACAGCAACAGCAGUUAAAAGAGGAACAAAACUUGCGAAUGUUGGAAGAACAAGAAGCAAGUAUAAGACAAUUGGAGAAUAAUAUUAGUGACAUCAAUCAAAUUUUCAAAGAUCUUGGUGCUUUAGUAUAUGACCAAAGAGAAGUCAUUGAUUCUAUAGAGGCUUCUGUUGAAAGAACAGAAGUAUCUGUCCAUGAAGCUUCUUCACAUGUAAGACAAGCAACUAUAUAUAAAAAUAAACUGCGCAAGAAAAAAUGCAUACUCGUUCUUAUUGGAGCAGUCGUGCUAUCUAUAUUAAUUGGAAUCAUUGCUUGGCAAAGCUCUUAAAGUAUUUGAUGGUACAAAAUGAUGGUAAAAGACGUAGCUGCACUGCAUCUUAACUGCAAGGUACCAUACUUGGUGUAUUUUCUGAAAAAUCUCCUGAUUUAAUUAAAGUCGCUUUAUGAAUAUGAGGGAAGAGUAGUACUAUCAAUCAAUGGAAGUGAACGUAACGGAAAAAACUUGCAUCGCACUAUAUCUUACUAAUAACAUUCUUAUAAUUGUGAUAAUAAAUGGUGCAAGAUCUAUUUUACGAAUAAGAUGUGCAACGGCAAGUCUAAGACUGCCCAGUCCAUUUGUACGUUUCAUUACUCAAUGUGUAAUAUUAGUGCAUAAAUAUAUAUAUAUAUAAAAGAAAAAUAUAUAAAUAUAUACGUAUAUACGUAUAUAGGUCUAUUCAUGAUAUAGUUGUGAUUAAUAAUUUCACAUUAUUUUAUGGAUUAUAAUAUGUGAAUAUAGAGAUUCAUUCUGAAUGAUGCCAGUCUGCAUUUUGAAAACUGAAUCUCGCAUGAAUUGUAUGAAUCGGUAAGGAGUGAAUGUAUUGGUAUAAUCAUCAUAUAGUAUGCAAAUUGCGAACAUACCACAGAGAUUGUUCUGAUCUGUAAACAUUAAGAUAACAAAAAUUCAAUGCGGAUAUUAUGAAACAGCAGAGUAUAUGAAUGAAAAAUCAAUGUAAGCUAAUUGUAUUAUAUUUAAGAAUGUUAAUUUAUUUUAGCCAAAAUGUAAUAAAUCAUGUAAAAUGAAGUA